Messenger RNA from Ceratina calcarata, 3937 nucleotides. It is a transcript of the gene ari-1, whose product is annotated as E3 ubiquitin-protein ligase ariadne-1. Gene Ontology annotation, biological process: protein ubiquitination. The record is from RefSeq and is a predicted model, not a curated record. Gene Ontology annotation, molecular function: zinc ion binding; ubiquitin-protein transferase activity. Lineage: Eukaryota; Metazoa; Arthropoda; Insecta; Hymenoptera; Apidae. The coding region runs from base 732 to 2261 and encodes 509 amino acids. The transcript is spliced from 8 exons.
AUUGGCCGACGAGACAUUUCGUUUGUCGCGUCCUUCCUUAGAUUUUCAAUUCCUCGGAUAGUAUCGCGUGAAAUUUUGUGUCUAUUUUUGCCUACUGACCGAUUAGCCUCAAGUUUCGAUAGUGAGCGCAAGAAAACGUGUAACAACUUUACAUAUUCGACUCUGAUCGGGGAAGAAAGAAGUAAUCGCACACGCACCACUAUGGACGUGAUAGCAGUGUUCGAGCUAUAAGCUCGUCCUCUCUUUCAUGGCAAACGGUGCAUUCUAGAUCAAUUUAUGGUUUUACCCGAUUAGCCUACUGGUGUGGUGACUUCUUGAGUGCAAUGGCUGUAAAGAUUAAGUGCAUGGUAAUACGUCUUGUAAAUUUGUGAUGUGUUUCAACAUCGGAAAUCGCAUAAAAUGUACACAUUUCGUGCUUUUUUCCUGUUUAUUAAAAUCGUGAUUAAAGUUUUAUAAUGUUGAUAGUCUUGCAUUGAACGCUUUCGGAACAGAUAUUAUAUUAUCUUCUCCUUGAUUCUUUUACAUUCCUAAAAGAAUUGUGAUGACUCGGUCGAGUAUACAGUAAUAACACACAAAAUUCGGGAUAGCCUCUAAUUUUCAUACAAUUCUUAGACAAAUUCUCGGUCGUUGAAUAUAUUCUGCUCCUGACGACCAUACAGAAGGUGCAAAAUAUAUAAAGUAAACGUUUACAUAUUAGUGUUUUGAUUACUUAAUAAAUAAAAUAACUCACAAUGGAUUCUGAAGAGGAGACAUAUGACGAUGUUGAUUCUGGCAACGAAUCUAGUGGAGAUGAUGUCGAUUUUGCUAUGGAAAUUGAAGCUGGAAAUCCAAGGGAGCGGACAAAUGAUGUCGAUGAUUAUCCCUUUGAAGUAUUGUCAACGGAAGAAAUAGUGCAACAUAUGGUGGAUUCCAUUAAAGAAGUCAACACAGUAGUAGAAAUACCGGCAACGACUACACGUAUCUUAUUAAAUCAUUUUAAAUGGGAUAAAGAAAAGUUAAUGGAACGCUUUUAUGACGGUGAUCAAGAAAAGUUGUUCGCAGAAGCAAGAGUUGUUAAUCCAUUUAGAAAGGGUCCAUUAAUAAAUAGAAAUCAAUCCUCUCAAAGUUCUUUGUCCAGAUGGACAUCACCGAACGGUACUGAAGAAUGUGGAAUUUGUUUUACAGUGCAACCAACUGCAAUGAUGACUGGACUGGAGUGUGGACAUCGAUUUUGUACUGGGUGUUGGGGAGAAUAUCUGACAACAAAAAUUAUGGAAGAAGGUGUGGGUCAAACGAUUGCGUGUGCUGCACAUGCAUGUGACAUUUUAGUUGACGAUGCCAGUGUUAUGCGUCUUGUAAAAGACUCUAAAGUGAAAUUGAAAUAUCAACAUUUAAUAACAAAUAGUUUUGUUGAAUGCAAUAGGUUAUUAAGGUGGUGCCCAUCUCCAGAUUGUAAUAAUGCUAUAAAAGUACAGUAUGUAGAAGCGAGGCCAGUAACCUGUAAAUGUGGGCACACAUUCUGUUUUCUUUGUGGUGAAAAUUGGCAUGACCCUGUAAAAUGUCACUUAUUACGUAAGUGGAUUAAAAAGUGUGAUGAUGAUUCCGAAACAUCAAAUUGGAUAGCUGCAAAUACAAAGGAAUGUCCAAAGUGCAAGGUCACAAUAGAGAAAGAUGGUGGAUGCAACCAUAUGGUCUGCAAGAAUCAGAACUGUAAAACUGACUUUUGUUGGGUAUGCCUUGGACCCUGGGAACCGCAUGGUUCCAGCUGGUAUAACUGUAAUCGUUACGACGAAGAGGAGGCUAAAGCAGCUAGAGAUGCUCAAGAAAAAUCGCGAUCCGCGUUACAGAGAUACUUAUUUUAUUGUAACAGAUAUAUAAAUCAUAUGCAAUCAUUAAAAUUCGAAAGUAAACUUUACGCGAGCGUAAAAGAAAGAAUGGAAGAGAUGCAACAACAUAAUAUGUCAUGGAUUGAGGUACAAUUCUUGAAGAAAGCAGUAGACAUUUUGUGUUCCUGUAGGCAGACUCUUAUGUAUACUUACGUUUUUGCUUAUUAUGUGCGUAAGAAUAAUCAAUCUGUGAUUUUUGAAGACAACCAAAAGGAUUUAGAGGGUACCACAGAACGUCUCUCUGAAUAUCUUGAACGAGAUAUUACGAGUGAAAAUCUUGCUGAUAUUAAACAAAAGGUUCAGGAUAAAUAUAGAUACUGCGAUAGUCGGAGGAAAGUGCUUCUAGAACACGUACACGAAGGUUACGAGAAGGAGUGGUGGGACUACGUCGAAUAGAAAUCUGAACCAGCGUUAUUUUUCGGGCGUGUAAGACAAGAUUUCUUCCUUGACACUUUUGCCCCAGCUGUGAUAAAUCGAAAAAGCUGACAAGGAACAAAUAUAGAGCAUGUCACCAAGUGAUUACGUGUUAGAUAUAUACUCGAACGUAAUAUGAUCUGUGGCAACUCAUAAUAACGUUAUGAAUUUUUGAAUUAAUUAAAAUUGAAUCCUAUUACCAUCAGGCUAAAUGUAAAAUACUUUUAUAUUAAUUAAUGAUGCUGAUUUGCGCUUGCUGUGUGCUAUUUAUCGUUGCAUAUUUCAAUCCUUUCUAAACAUGCCUUGUCAAUCAUGUUUUGAAAAUCUCGAAUGAAUUUUAUAAUAUACAAAGACAUCGAGUGGUGAAUGAAGAUACGUAUAAAAGAAAUCGAACAGUGUUCGCUGUCCUGAGAAAAGGUUUAUCGGAAAUUCGCUUAAAAUAUUUUAAUGUCAUAGUAUAUUAAUACAUUGUACCUUUUCAUAUUACUACAGUGAUAUCUCGAAAGGUAUUGUCUGAUCAUUGGAGAGAAUAACUUUUCAAGAGUUUAUCGCGGAGUACAUGAAAAGGCUAAUAUAGAACUACAUAGACCUACCUUAAUCUGUCUUUUAUUCUCAGUCCUGUGCACUCGAUUUAUGAAGGAAUAAUUGAACACAACAUAUUGGUGCAAAUAAGAUUCGUAAAAUGUCUUACCAUUUUUGCUCUAUUUUGGACAGUUUUCGUCCAGGCUUUAACUGCCAAUCUUCAUGAAAACGUGAAUCAAAGUGGACAUGUCGUCAGUAUCAUGUGCAAUCUCUACAUCAAAUUGUAUUCGUUGACCUCUUGCACCAUUUCAUUUUCGUAUACGCAACGUUCAAAUGAAAUAUUGUUUAAACGAUUAUUUCACAUAAAUGUAAAAAUUAAAAAAUAGAAAAAUUGAUACACAUAUGUAAAAAAAUAAAUAUAUUCGAAGUAUUAAUAAAACUAGAACAAUAGUUCCUUGUUUUGUGGCAAAGCUUAUUAAGAAUCAGUAAGGCAAUAUAUAAAGGGGUCCAAUAUUCUUAGAAAUCAACAAUUCGCAUUGUUCUACUCUUUUGCUGUAUUAAAAAUUAACUCAAAUUUAUUAAUAUUAUGUAUACUGGAAUCAAAAGAGGUAUAACAAUAUGCAACAUUCUUAUCUCGUUUAUUUAAACUUAAUGAAAAUUUAUUGAUAUUUUCUGUUUAAUAUUUAAUCGCUACUUUCUUAAAACUUUACUGUUCGAUGUGACACUCUCAUAAUGCUGACGAUAUGUCUCGUACAUCAUUAAUUGAAUAAUUAAUGAUUGAUGUUCACUUACUGUUAUAUAAGUGGGGAACGAAAUAAGAGUCCCGUCUGUACAGUUACAUAGUUAUAUAUUCACACGUAAAUGCAUAGUACAUACUUAUACAUAGUUGUAAUAUCGAUAUUAGCAAACUUAAAGUAGAACAUUUGAAAGUUUAUUAAAAAGAAAUUGUUGAUUCUUAUUAUUAUUCACGUUAGGGAAUAAAGAAUAAAAAGAAAGCAGUUGUUUUCUGUACAGUCACAUGAUCUGAAUAGAAAUAAGAAAACUGUUAGAUAUAUUCACAGGAAAUUAUCCUUUGACUCAUGGCUUCGUGUAUUGUAUGUAUCUUUAUACAUAAUGCAUAAAAUUAUAAACAAUAA